Clavispora lusitaniae ATCC 42720 is the source of this 1131-nucleotide messenger RNA. It is a transcript of the gene MRP7, whose product is annotated as mitochondrial 54S ribosomal protein bL27m. Lineage: Eukaryota; Fungi; Ascomycota; Pichiomycetes; Serinales; Metschnikowiaceae. Gene Ontology annotation, biological process: translation. Gene Ontology annotation, cellular component: ribosome; mitochondrial large ribosomal subunit. Gene Ontology annotation, molecular function: structural constituent of ribosome. The record is from RefSeq and is a predicted model, not a curated record.
AUGUCUUUCCUCAGGCAAAUCAGCCCUCUUGUGCAACUGGGAAACACACUCAGGUCUCCAGCCGGAAGCUUGACGCACAUCCGUACCGCCACGAAAAAGGUGUCUGGAUCCAGAACCAACAAAAAUGAUUCUGCCGGUAGAAGAUUGGGGCCCAAAGCCUACGAGAACCAGUUCGUGCAGCCUGGAGAAAUCAUCAUGAGACAAAGAGGUACAAAGAUCCACCCCGGUGACAACGUUGGAAUCGGAAAGGACCACACCAUUUUCGCUUUGGAACCGGGCUACGUGCGUUUUUACUUGGACCCAUUCCAUCCCUUGAGAAAGUUCGUUGGUGUUGCAUUGAAAAAAGACUUGACCUUGCCUGCGCCCCACUUUGAGCCCCGCGUGAGAAGAUUUGGCUACAUUCCUUUGGAAGGCGAAGAAGCCGACAAGGAAGAGGCACACAUGUCCAGAAAAGAGUACUUGGCGCAACCGGAGCUUUUGAAAAGAGCCGAAAAGGAGGCCGAGGCCAGCGCUCAGGUUUUGGCUGCGUACACAAAAGUCGUGGCGGCCAAACUUCCCCAGUUGUCGGCAGAAAACGUCAAGCUUGGUGCUGCUCGUUUGCAAUUUGUUGCCAACAAGCUUUCAGAGGACGAGAGUCACGAGUUGGCCUACGGCCAGGCCACUUACAACUACAUUUACGACUUGGACUUGGCUGUCAGAAGAGGCGAGCUUUCUUCUGACGAGGCUGACUCGAAAAAGACCGAGUACUUGAGUUUUGUGCAAGACUUUGACUCCAAGCUUUCGGUGGACUUUAAUGGAGUCAUCUACAAGACGCUCAGCGAAGAGGCGAGAAGCGCCAGAAAGGAAGACAUUUCCAGCCAGUUGGCCAAGUUUGCCAAUAAGAAAAUCGGUCCAGAAGACAAGAAGACCAUUCUUGGUCUUAUUUCUGAAGGCGGAGUGUUUUCGAGAAAAGAGCGCACCGAGUUGAAGAAACAAUACCUCCCCAAGGUUUUGCCUGUCACUGUUCCCGGAACUGUUCUUGAAAACCCGGGCAAAAAGCUCCCUAAAGACGCUGUCCCCGUGCGUAUCUACAAUCCCGAGGACAGGUCUGUCCAGACGAUUGUUAGAACGAAGGAUGCGUUCCUUGCAUAG